AUGUCAAGCCAAGGUGGUCCGGAGGGCGAGAGUGCCCUCCGCCUCCGGAUCACCCACAUCAUGACCUCGCAAGCGCCGCCCCUCGCCUCCCUCCGCUCCGACUACGUGCCGCCGACACUGCCCACAGCGGUGCCGCCAGGCGUGGUUCCCUCCUCCUUUCCAGUCCUCCGCAUUUUCGGGACAACGACCUCAAGACAGAAAGUCUGCGUCAACGUCCACCUGGCUUAUCCCUACUUCUACGUCCCCUUUCCGAUGGACAGCCUCGAUCCACUGCGGCCAGAACGCGUCGUUCGCCUGUGCCAGCGCUUCGCCGUGUCCCUCAAUCAUGCCAUUUGUCUCGCGCUCCGCCAAAACCCAACAGGUCCGGCCGCCAUGACAAACUUCGCCGGUGGAACCGACCCGCGCCACCUCCAUGUUGUCAGCGUGGUGCUCGUGAAGGGCGUCCCAUUCUACGGCUACCACGUUGGGCACGCAUAUUGGCUCAAAGUGAGCCUCACUAACCCGGGAAGGGUGCGUGUAGCCGUUGAGCAGCUGCACAAACCUGUCGUGCUCGGCAAGGUGUGGCAGCCGCAUGAAGCACACCUCUCCCACGUCCUCCAGUUCAUGUGCGACUUUGACCUGUACGGGUGCGGCUUCCUCGAUUUGAGCGGGGGCCAGUUCCGCCAGCCUCUUCCCGAGCCAGGAGAGGAAGAGCCCUCGGGGUGGCUCACGUCCGAAUCCAUACCCGUGCACAUGGCGUAUCCGCCUAAUUUGUCGCCACCGCGCGACACUCGCACUGCGCUCGAGCUGGAUGUGCUGCCACAUCACAUCCUGAACCGGCAUCGCUUGGCUCAGCGGGAGUUGCACCACGACUUUAUCGAGCUGCUCCACCAGCCCCUGCAUCCCGAAGAGAAGCUCGUGCCCGCCAUGAAGGAGCUGUGGGAGGAUGAGCGACGGCGCCGCUUGGCCAAAGGGCUGGGGACGUCGGAGGGUGCCAUGCUCCCCGUCUCUGGUGGAGGCCGAGGGCGAAGCAUGGCCGAGUUGGGGUACAAGAUCGACGGAGAGGAAGGGGAGAAUCGAGGUGGCGACUGGAAGAUCUCGGAGGAGCUUUGGGCGAUCCUAGAGGAGCGAAUGGCGGCCGAACGUCGUCGUCGGGGCCGGCUUACGUUUGACCAGGUCAGCCGCGCACUGCGGACGGGCACGAACGGCGAGCGAAAGAAGUACGACCGGUGGAUUAUGACGGCGUUUGAGGCCGUAUCAGCUGGGUGGCCUAAACGCGCGACGCAGCCUCGAAGAACACAGAAGCGCAGCUCGCCACCAAACUCCCAGGCCCCUCCCUCCCCUCCGCCUGAGGAAGAGAUGGAACAUAACCCGUUCGAGUUUGCCACUCAGGCAUCGCAGGAACAUGUCGAGGUGGAGGUCGAUGCCGCCGAGGUUCAGGAAGACCACGAAGAGGAGGCGGAGCCCGGCGAAAGACAGCAUCUCGCCGCGGUCCGCGAAGCGGAAGCCUUCCGCGCGACGCAGGCCGCGAUAGGAGACGAUGACAUCACGCGUUUUCUGAAGACGCAGGCUGGUGGAUCGCCCAGCCGUGCAUCGACGCCGUCCCGCGCUGGCUCGAUCACGGCGGGAAAUACGAGAUCUGGGAGCUCUGGAACAACAUCGCGCCGCCGCGCCGUCGAGGAAGCGGGCUUCGGCGACUUGAGCAGUCUAGCUUUGUCAUCUUUCCGCCUAUCCUCGGCAUCGUCAAACCCCUUCGCGCCGAGUACGCCUACUCGUGCUCCUAACGAGCAGCAGAGCACCCCGCGGUCUCUCGUGCGCGAUUUCUUUGCCCGUCACUCGUCACCCCUGUCGACGCCCACCAAGCCGCGAUUGUCGCCCAACACCGUCGUGCUUCCCGCUUCGAAGCGAUCGUUCACGAAGUGGACGCCGAGCCCGCAGGAGGCGGAACCCUCCAGUCCUCUCCGCCAGGAAGAGGAGGUAGACAUGCCAUUGCUCACCGAGAUCAAGGUGCGACGCGCGCCUGAACUUCCGCCGCCCAAUGCGCAACCUUCACCGCUCCUGCCCAGUUCGAUACGCAAGCACGGCAUAUCACCAACCCUGGUGACACGCAGACCUGGACCCUCGCCGACCAUGCUAAACGAGGCGGACGCCACGCCGACGCAGCGGCCGAAGAAACGCGUCCGCCUGUCCAGCCCGACCCAGCCCUUUGUUAUUGACCCCUCUCAGUCCUCCAAGCCGGCCAGCGGCGGUGAGACCUCCAACUCGUCCGCCCCUGACCUCGCCAUGGACGCGUGGGUGUUCUCCGACCCACCUCCAUCAAAUAAACAUGUUGUCGACACGAUGUCGACCUAUGGCCUCGACACGGUCGAGUACCCCAGCCCGUUUUACUCAAACCCCGCAGAUGUUCCGCCGCGACCCAAGGCGUUUGCCGGCCGCGUGUUCAAUGUCAAGACCGACACCGUGAACGACUUGAUGCCGUUUGAAGGCGACGCCACACCGCGCCCCUGGCUGCGCACACGCAAGGCCAUGACCGGUCGCGCCAAAUUCGGGUGGGAGUACGGCGCUCCGCCUCCCUGCAGGCGCGUCGUGCUGGAGUGGUGCGCGAAGGAGGACGCAGAGGAGGCCAGGAUCAAACUUGCCGCCUCGCAGCUUGCGGGCCCGACGCAGAAGAACAAGUACGGGUUCAAACUUACGCAAAGGAGCACACGGCGCGAGCAGCAGAACAUGAGUGUCUUGCUGCUCGAAGUAUUUGCUCCCUCCCGCGGCCAGCUUCUUCCCGAUCCCGCUGAGGACGAGAUGGCAGCUGUUUUCUUCUGCUUCCAGAAUGAAGACGAGACGCUGCCAGACACUGUGAAUCAUACUGGGUACCACGCCGGCUACGUGCUGGUGGAGAGUGAGCAGACGGCUGAGCGGCGCGCGCGCCUCGACGGUAUCCCCUGCCACUAUGUUGAGAGUGAGCUCGACCUGAUCAACUGGGUUAUAGACAUCGUGCGCGAAUGGGACCCUGACGUGCUGGCCGGGUGGGAACUGCACAACGCGUCGUGGGGAUACGUUGCGGCACGCGCAGCACAGGGCUUUGGGACCGAUUUCGCCGACGACAUCUCGAGGCUGAUCUCAACCUCUGGGCCUGCCAGGAAGGACGCGUAUGCCGAGCAUCACACGAGCGCAUUCAAGGUUGCGGGGCGGCACGUGAUAAAUAUCUGGCGCAUCCUGCGCUCAGAAGUUACGCUGAACGCCUACACUUUCGAGAACUGCGUCUUUCACGUGCUGCGGCAGCGCGUGCCGCAUUACACGGCCGGCGCGCUGACGGCUCUGUGGCGCAGUAAGACGCCGGCGCACACGGCUCGCGUACUGGGCAUAAUGUUCCAGCGCGUAGUGCUCUAUGCGGAGCUCAUUGACUCAGCAGAAGUGGUGUCCAAGAACGCCGAGUUUGGGCGGGUCUUCGGCGUCGACUUUGACGCGGUCGUCUUCCGGGGCUCGCAGUUUAAGGUCGAGUCGUUUCUCUUCCGCCUCGCUAAGCCCGAGAGCUUUAUCCUCGUUACGCCCAGUCGCGCCCAGGUGGGCCUGCAGAACGCCCCUUUCGCGGUGCCGCUCAUCGCGGAGCCCGAAAGCAAGUACUACUCGCACCCGGUGAUCGUGCUCGACUUUCAGAGUCUGUACCCGUCAGUCAUGAUCGCGUACAACAUCUGCUACUCGACAUGCCUGGGGCGGGUGGAGAAGUUCAAGGGCACAGACAAGUUCGGCUUCUCCGAGCUCAAAGUCUCGGAUGGCAUGCUGGAGCUGUUGAAAGACUAUUUGACGGUCACGCCGAACGGGAUGGUGUUUGUUAAGCCGGCCGUGAGGAAGAGCCUGCUCGCGAAGAUGCUUGGUGAGAUCCUCGAUACGCGCGUGAUGGUCAAGCAUGCAAUGAAGGGCGCGCGGGGCGACAAGCCCCUGAUGCAGCUACUUAAUGCGCGCCAACUUGCACUCAAACUCAUGGCCAACGUGACCUACGGCUACACGUCAGCCACGUACUCUGGGCGCAUGCCGUGUGUGGAGAUCGCCGACUCGAUUGUGCAGACAGGCCGCGAGACUCUCGAGAAGGCGCAAGAACUCAUUCACUCUCGCCCGGAGUGGGCCGCGACCGUGGUGUACGGUGACACGGACAGUCUGUUCGUGUCUCUUCCCGGCCGAUCGAAAGACGAAGCCUUCAAGAUCGGGCACGACAUCGCGGACGCAGUCACGGCUCUAAACCCGAAGCCUGUCAGGCUCAAGUUCGAGAAGGUCUACAUGGGCUGCAUCCUGAUGGCGAAGAAGCGCUACGUAGGGUUCAAGUACGAGCACCCGGACGAGACGGAGCCCUCGUUCGACGCGAAGGGGAUCGAGACGAUCCGGCGCGACGGCUGCGCGGCGCAAGCCAAGCUCGAGGAGGUGUGCCUCAAAAUGCUGUUCCGCGGCAACGACUUGAGCGCGAUCAAAGCGUACUGCCGGGGCGAGUGGGCCAAGAUCCUCGCCAGCCGCGUGUCCGUGCAGGACUUCAUCAUCGCGAAGGAGGUGCGGCUCGGCACGUACUCGAGCAAGGUGCCGCCGCCGCCGGGCGCGGCGGUAGCCUUCCGCCGCAUUCUGAAGGACCCGCGCGACGAGCCGCAGUACGCCGAGCGCGUGCCGUACGUCAUCAGCAACGCCGAGGGGCGGCGACUGAUCGACCGCGCGCGCACGCCCGAAGAGAUGCUCGCGUCGCGCGCCCUCGGCAUCGACGCAGAGUACUACAUCCGCAACAUGCUCAUCCCGCCGCUCGCGCGCAUUUUCAACCUUGUCGGCGGCGACGUCGAGCAGUGGUACGACAGCAUGCCGCGCGCGCGCGCGGCCAAGCGCUAUGGCGGCGCGGCGGCGCGCAUCGAUGCGCACUUCGCUUCCUCGCACUGCCGAAUUUGCGCGGCAGAGGGCGGGCCGGUGUGCCGCGCGUGCAGGGACGCGCCGGACGAGGCCGCGUACUCCCUCCUCGCGAAGGAGGGGGACGUGCAGCGCCGCGUGCGUGACCUGCAUUCUGUUUGCGCCAGCUGCUCAAGCAUACCCCCCGGCGAGACGAUGCUGUGCGACUCGAUCGAUUGUCCCAUAACGUACGCGAGGGUCGCGGCGGAGCGCGAUGCCGCGGACGCUGCUGAGGCGCACGCUUUGCUCGCCCAGCUCGAAUGGUAA
Molecule: messenger RNA, 5157 nt
Organism: Cutaneotrichosporon oleaginosum
Lineage: Eukaryota; Fungi; Basidiomycota; Tremellomycetes; Trichosporonales; Trichosporonaceae
Biological process (GO): double-strand break repair via homologous recombination; error-prone translesion synthesis
Cellular component (GO): nucleus; zeta DNA polymerase complex
Molecular function (GO): nucleotide binding; DNA-directed DNA polymerase activity; DNA binding
Source: RefSeq, a predicted model, not a curated record